Molecule: messenger RNA, 3896 nt
Organism: Pomacea canaliculata
Lineage: Eukaryota; Metazoa; Mollusca; Gastropoda; Architaenioglossa; Ampullariidae
Product: chordin-like
Exons: 13
Coding region: 1-1362 (453 amino acids)
Molecular function (GO): protein binding
Source: RefSeq, a predicted model, not a curated record
AUGGACGUCGGGUGCCUCCUGCGUUACGAGGCUGUGGUGGCCCGGGUGGGCACCAACAACGAGGUGGAGGACGUCAGCGGCUCCUUCGGCGUGGUGCUGGGCAGCCUCGACAACCGCCUGCAGAAGAUAGUGCUGCUCGGCCCCUCAGUCGGCCAUGUCGUCUCCAGCACCUUCGAGUACAACAUUUCUAGCGGAAGCGUUGCUAACCUCACAGAAGGGAUGUUUCAUGACCUCGACAAGGGUCGUGCCUUCUUACAAAUAAACAGCGGUGAGUCUGCCCAACACCUGCUGGCAGUAUGCCCAGGACCUGGAGUCGACGGUGGCCGUGGACGAACAGAGGCUGUCAGAAGGCGACGGUCCCUCCCUCCGCUGCUACUUCGAGGGGACGUUCUACGACGUGGGCGACAGCUGGCUGCCCGACAUCAACGCCACGUGCAACACGUGCAGCUGCAUGCAAAAGGGAAAGUGGUUUGUCACGCUGUGAUCUGUCCGCGGCUCACCUGCAGAAAUCCAAUCAAACUGGAUUCUGAAUGCUGCCCCACCUGUCCAGAUGAAUCAUGGUCUGGAACAUGUACCUUGGGAAAGGACCCUCGUCAGUACCCACUACAAAGAAGCUGGCACCCGUUUCUUCCUCUGUCAGGGUUUGCUAAGUGCGUCACAUGCACCUGCAAGAGUCACAAGAAUCCUAUAUGUAGUCGCCUGGAGUGCCCCAAACUCAACUGCCCCGGCAGAGAGUUGGUCAAGUCUCCAGAGGAUUGCUGCCCCGUCUGUGGACGACCUGUGCAGUCCGAUCGUACGACCUUCGACACUCCGCAGCUGGACAUCAACAUGGAGAGAGCUUGUAACUUCAUGGGAGAGUGGAAAGCAGACGGAGAUUCUUGGCAUCCACGGGUCAAGCCUUUCGGGUACAUGAAGUGCUUCCUGUGCACCUGUAAGGCUGGUGAGUUCACCUGCGGUCGCACUCAGUGUCCUGAACUCACCUGCAAAAGGAAAAUCCGAAGUUCUCAGUCCUGCUGUGACGAGUGUGACCCCAACCAUCAAGAGGAAGAAGAUGCUGACAGCAAAGAGGAAAAAGGGUGUACGUUUGGCGGCAAGAGUUACGCUCACCGUGCUAAGUGGCGCCCUCCUGCGGCUCCUACUGGUGACUCAAGGUGCGCCAAGUGCACGUGCAAGGACGGCAAGGUGAGGUGCAAGAUCCGCUGCCCCAAGAACUGUGAUGGGGACGGCGGUGCCAGCCCGUGUUGUAAACACUGUGAAGCGGACAAAGAGCGCAGCUCCCGAAAGACAGGAACCGGAGACAAAAAGGCCGCCAAGUCCACCCGAGCACGAGGCAGGAAGAGGAACAAAAGAUCCUCCUCUUAACCCUUUCCUUUCUGUCCAGCUCCCCGCCCCUCACUUUCCGAGCGACCCAGAUGACUGCCUUGGCCUAGUUCCUUGCCUCCUGUGACCUAGCGGCGACAUUCAUGUGAUGCCAGACAUGGGCAAGCGGCAGGCGACAGGCUUUUCGUGUCAAGGGUUACGUCGCUGUCACGUGACACAUUGAGGCACCCACUCAGUCCUGAAGACUGAUGAUGCCAAGAUGCUAACCCUGCACCAGGAGCGAUCAGCAACCGACAAUAUCCACUCCACACCAUCAAUGACUCAAAAAAGCGAUGAGAACCAAAUAUUUUGAUACAAUGCGCACAUAAAUUUACUGUUGUCAGUUUUUACUGUCAUACAAAAAACUCUAAUGUCCCUCUUUUGACAGGAUUUUGUUUUCUUAUUUGUGUCGCUUAACACUCUCUUCUUGUAACAUUUAUCAUACUGCCUUCCAUUACCUGUACAUGUUGAUUUGCUUACAGUGUACACGUCAGCCUUUUCCUCACGAGACUCUGCCAGUGCCACGGCGCCCUUGAAAUCGUUCUUGCUUUUUGUUUUUGUUUGUUUGUUUGUUUGUUUGUUUGUUUGUUUGUUUGUUUGUUUGUUGGUUGGUUGGUUGGUUUUUUUUUGUGUUUUGUUUUUGGACAUGUGUGGCAACAUGUACACAAAUGUUGUCUGUCUUCGCACUUUCCAUGCUGCCCUUGAUUAAAUAUUUUCGUCUGUCAGUCGGAAGCUGUGUCUCUUGACUCGAGUCCCUGUCAUCAGAGUUCACCUUUUAUCAGUCGGUGCCUCAGUCGUCAACUUUGGUGUCAUCUAUUGUCGAAAGACUAAUAGAAAGCAAGACUGUGAUGUGAGGUAGGGCGACUGGACACCUGGGACAUAGAAAGAGGCAAACACUGUAUACUGCGAACUUACAAGUGUUUCCUCAGUCAUCUGCCACAUUUGCUUUGCGGUGUCAUUUCCAUAUCAAGACAAUGUUCACCCUACUGUUCAUAUUUGUAAUCGAAUUCGGUGUCUGUAACUGUUAGAGGAGUUGACGCUCUGAUAUAACUACGCAUUAAGAACACCGUAGGAGAUUCUAUAUCGUCUGAGGAAGUUUUGUUGCUUAUUGUUUUCAAGUGCAAAAGGAGAAAAAUCACAAAGAAAAUUCUGAGUCAUGGACUGUAAAAGUGUGUUAUGGACGAAUAUGGUGGCUUGACUUUGAAAGGAGAUUGUAAAGGUGGCGUCUCUUGUUACAAAGCUGGACUCUUAAUCUUGCCAGAAAAUAACUAUAUGAUGAUGAGGAUGAGGAUGAGAAUAAGGAUGUCCGUGUUGGCAUAGAAAUAAGUAGCAGGCUUAAAAUGCAACACGUUUUUGAGGAAAGCAUUAGAACUUGAUUAAACAGGAAAGGUGCAAGCAAAAUUUAUCUCUUUAAUGAGGUGCAAAAGUCCAAGGUUCCCUUCUCCAGAACUCCAUAUUAAUUUUUCUUUUUUUUUUUCCUUUAUUGUUUCUUUCUCUUAUAUGGCCGAACGUAUAAGUGGAGCCAGAGAUUGCAAUCCUAGACUUUAAGGGGAAUGUUUGAAUGUUUCAAGUAAUGUUUGAAAAAUAUCCCUAAGAAUAUUUAGUAAAUGGAAUAGUAUCAAUGUACUUUUGAUGUACUUGGAUUUCGCAAUGUUUUAUUACGCAUUUGAGAUGUAUGUUGCUCGCAUAUACAGUGCAACUGCCAUUCGCUACAGCAUUCUAGGGAUGUGCCUCAGUACCUUGCAACCGUUAUCUCAUCUGCGUUUUGGUCAAAACUGACAGAUAGAAAACCAGUAGAAUGGAUCCUGUGAAUUUUUUCAAUCUUCUGAUUGAAGCAACUAAGUCACGUGGUUUAAGCAUUCCCAUACAGUUACGAAAAGCAAAGUUUCAUCUUACCUAUGAAGGUAACUGCAACCAUUCUGCACUCUGGCGAGAUCAGUUUGUGGCCGCACUUCUGGACUUGGACCCUGGUGUGUGCUGGUGGUGAUGUUUCUGUUAUUCUGAAAUACAGAUCAACAUCACCAAGAGGCAGCCAAGGCAGGGGCAGCAAAGGUCGGAGAGCAGAAAUUAACUGCUGCUAAAGCCUGUCGAGGAGAGAACUGAGGAAAAUCAGGAGCGAAAGGUCUGCAUCGUGCUGAGCAAGAUGAGUGUCUUCCAGAAGGACAUUGGCUGACAUCAGAGACAGACAUUCUGAGAGCAAGUAGCUUUGUCGGUUGUGUUUGUAUGAAUAAUGUCAGAAGGAGAGGUUUGGGGUAGGGGUGGGUGGGGAGGUACUGCAUUUAUGACCGAGAUGGUUUUGAACCUCUACGUGAUCUGUACAUAUUAUGUGAUGAGCAAUAAUUUAUCUUCAUAUACCUGCACAUCGUUCCUUAUAUCAGUUGGCCCAGUUCAUCUGCUUGUCUAAUGUAAUUCUGCCUUGCCCUUUCUUUCUCUUUCUCCCUUCAUCUCUCUCUCUUUUCUUUCUGUUCAUUUUGUCGUGGUUUUUAAGCAUCGUCUUCUUGCUUGUUCUGUGAAAAAUAAAAGAAGAAUAAAAAGAA